Sinocyclocheilus grahami is the source of this 4742-nucleotide messenger RNA. It is a transcript of the gene ninl, whose product is annotated as ninein-like. The record is from RefSeq and is a predicted model, not a curated record. Gene Ontology annotation, molecular function: calcium ion binding. The coding region runs from base 335 to 4390 and encodes 1351 amino acids. Gene Ontology annotation, cellular component: centrosome. The transcript has 18 exons. NCBI's taxonomy places the organism in Eukaryota, Metazoa, Chordata, Actinopteri, Cypriniformes, Cyprinidae. Gene Ontology annotation, biological process: microtubule anchoring at centrosome.
UCCCAUUGGAGUCCACCGCCUGACCAGCAGGGGCUGCAGAAUGGAGCAUCUCUGAAUGAGCAGGAACUCUUGGUUCCUCCCCGGCCCCCGCACUAACGCUACUGCGCUCCGGCGGACGCUGCAGAGUGCAGACGGGUGAGCGCGGGUGCCUCGCCCGCAACAGCGUGCUUCUAGCCUGGACACUUUUCUCGGAUGUGUUACUUAUGUCCGCUUCAACGGGCAAAGCAUCUUUCCGGUUUUGGUCGUUCACUUUGCUGGACAUAAAGUGACUUUUACGGAAACGGAGUCGGUGUGAGUUUAUAACGACUUUGCAGGCUGUGCAGUAUGUGGUGGGAUGGAUGAGGAGGAGCAGAACCGCUAUGUGGCACAGUUGAAAGCUGAAUUUGACAGCUGUGACACCACCGGGACAGGUUAUCUCGACAAAGAGGAACUUACUGCCUUAUGCCACAAGCUGAGCUUAGAUGCCCAUCUCCCUUUGCUGCUGGACACUCUGCUUGGACCACAACAUUACGCCAGGGUGAAUUUUGAAGAGUUCAAAGAGGGCUUUGUGGUUGUGCUGUCAAGAUCUUUGGACUUUAGUACUUCAGAGGAGGAGAGCAGCUAUCUUGAACCAGCAGUCCCAGAGGAGGUGAAACCUAAAUAUGUGAAAGGAACCAAACGGUAUGGGCGGCGAUCACGGCCAGACAAGACCGACUUAGAGCUGACAGCAGUCUCAGAAGAUUCACCACCGUUUGGGACUGACAAAGUAGAAACAAACGGUGUGAGGAGAGCCAAGCUCAGACGCUCCACCUCACUGGAGAGUGUUGAGAGUCUAAAGUCAGAUGAGGACACAGGAAACAACAAGGAGUCCACACACCACUAUUUUGUGGCACAAGGCCAGUUGAAGCUCUGGAAUCAAGAUGGCACAGGAAGUCCUCUGCGCUCAUCUGAUCCUCAGCAGGAAGUGACAGACGGGCAGGUGAGGGCAGUAUGGCAGGAGCUGGGGGUUGGAGCUGGAGGAUCACUAAACCGCAAGGAGCUGUCACUUGUCUGUGACCGCAUCGGUCUCAAGGACUUACAGUCCGAGGAGUUAGACAGUCUCUUCAGGAAACUAGACAAGGAUCGGGAUGGGAGAGUCAGUCUGAGUGAGUUCCAGAGCGGGCUGUUCACACAACACGAUCACGCUGCUCUCAUCUCUACCUCCACCCCUGCUCGGCCCAAACCACAGCGCUCCAUCUCAAAGGCCCUUGAGGAACGUGUGGUGCGUUCCACUUCCCCUUCUUUACUGUCGGCUACAGUGGGUCAGAGGCUGCUGACCCGGCUGGAUGAUGGAUCGGGAUGCACAAGUCCAGACAAAGUCAUCGCCCUCUGGACGGAGGAGGGCAUCCACAAUAGCAGGGGUAUUCUACAGACUCUGGACUUCUCUCUGGAGGAGCGUCUGUGUCUGGCUGAACUCACUCUGGCACUGGACAAUGAGUUGCUGGUCAGUGGGAAUGGCAUCCAUCAGGCUGCUCUGGUCUCCUACAAGAAUGAGAUAAACUAUUUACAAGUCGUGGCAGACCAGACCUGUCAGGAGAGGGACAAAGCCAAGGCAGACCUAGAACUGGCUGAUCGCCGCAACCUACAGCUGGUCAGAGAGGUGGAUGAUCGCCAUGCAACAAUGGAGUCUCUCAAUGAGUCGAAAAUCAAGGGUUUGGAGCAAGAGUUCCGGGAUAAACUUACGGUACUGAGGAGCGAAUCAGAGUAUGAAAGUGAGGUGCUUCUAGAACAGGUAGAGAAGGAGCGGAAGAGACUCCAGGAGGAGCUAGAACUGCUCAGGGCUCAGGACGUUAGCCUUCAGGAGGACAUUUGCACUGCUGCUAAGGAGAACAGUCGUUUGGAGGAGGAGGUCAGCGUCCUGAAGGAGAAGCUGUCUGAAGCCGAGAGCACCAUCUCUAAACUACAGAAGGAUCUAGAUCAUCUGCUGCAGGACAAGUAUGGUGGCCUUGAUCCAAAUGGUACAGGACUGCUGAAUCAAGAAGAGCACUUCUCAGAGAUCUUUAAGGAGUACGAGCAGCAGUGCAGGGAGCUGCAGGACAGGAAUGACGAGUUACACUCAGAGCUGGAGUUGUUGAAAACUCAGGGCUCAGGAAGGAGAGCCAGACGAUCCAGGAGCAGAUUGUCUGGUCAUGACUGGUCAAGCCGAAGAGCAUUAACCACCGAAUCAGAUUCUGAUGAUCCAGAAAUGAAGAAAGGUACAUCUCCUCAGGUCAGAAAAAAGCUCCAAGUCACUGACAAGGACGUUUGGUGUGUCUCUUCAGUAUUGGGUUCCUUGGAGAGUUUGGCUCCCCCUGUGAGCAUCGAGACAGAACUGGCCAUGGAGCAGAUGAAAGAGAAAUACGAGCGUGAGGUCCAGGACUUGAAGAUCCAGCUGGAGACUAAGGUGAAUUUCUAUGAGCGCAGUAUGGAUCUGAUGCGGCAGAAUAUGGAGGUUGAGCGGAAGGACAUCUCGCAGAGCUUUAAGAUCGAGAUCAGUGAGUUGGAGGACCUGAAGGCUCAGGCAGAGGAGCGGGCAGAGAAAAUGCGUCAGGCUGUUGAGCGGCUGGAAGCAGAGCUGAGGGGUAAGACUUCAGGAGGAGCCUGGGGUCCAGAGCUAGAGCGGAGAAUUCAGCGAGAACAAGCGGAACUGGAGCAGAACUACGCUCGUGAGAUCAGUAACAUCGUGCUGCGCCUCACCUCAGAGAAAGAUCAGCUAGAGGCAGAACUCAAGCUCAAGAUGGACCAGGAAGUGCUGCUUGUUAGGGAGAAGGCAGAGCAGCAGUUAUUGCACAUGAAGGCACAACACAGCGAGGCUCAGGGCAGCCUCCUCCACCAGCUGCACCUUGAGCGCAGCCGUCUGCAGGAGCAAUCCAAGCAGCAUCACAGAGAAGUUGGUGCGUGGGAGGCAAGAGUACAGGAGCUGGAACAGGAGGUGCGCCGUGAGCGUCUCCUCAGCACCGAGCGCUGGAGUGAAGGCCAAGCUCAGAUCUGCAGCAGGGUGGCACAGGAAAGGAAGAAACUGGAGGAGGAACACCAGGAGGAGGUCAGGAAGCUAGAAGAACACAUCCAGUUCAUGGAAGCUCAAGUAGAGCUCGCAUCCAGGGCUGAAGAGGAGCUGCUUGUACUACAAAGACAGCUUGAAGAUAAGCUGGAAGAGAUGUGUUUUCAACUGCAAGACAACACGGUUUCCAUGAAAGCUCAAGAUGCCCUCAUCCAGAAUUUGACCUCAGAACUUAAUGCCAAAGAGAAGGAAAUGGAAAUCAGAAAUGAGAAAGAGCGAAAGCUCUGCAAUAAGCUCUCUCAGCUAGAGCAAAAUCUUAAGGCAGAGAGAGAAAAGAAGCAAGAGCUCCUAAAGCAAAAGGAGCAACUACAGAAAGAAACAGACAGAAGUAUUCAAGAUCUAAAGGAGAAACUUGGAAAAGAGAAGGAACAGGAGCUUCUUAACAGAGUUUCUCAGUUGACUAAAGAGCUGGAGAACUGGAGGACCAAAUCUGAGACCUGGCAGAAGGAGAUUGAAAUGAUGCAGGGAAGCAGUAGUCAUCUGUCUACUGCGUUUGGUGAGCAGCAAAUGCAGCUGAGAGAACAAGAGAAAGAACUUGUGGAGCUUCAAGAAAACUUGGCCAAAACGCACGAGGCACUGAAAAGCAGAGAUGACGAUCUUACAAGACAGGCUUCUGAGAUAAAUGCUGUGGAGACAGAGCGGGAUCGACUCAUAGAGGAGCUCAGGGGUCAAUGUGAACUUCUCAAACAGCUACAAACACAGGUCAAUAGUCUCUCUGAGGAAUGGGAUCAAAUGCAUAUGAUGGAGCAAAAACUUCAAGUCUCUGUUUGUGUGGAACAGGGUAAGGUUGAACAGCUCCAAGCAAAACUGAACUCAGAGCAAGAAGAAACAAGACAUCUUGAACAAGAGAACUCUAACUACCAGCAACUUGUAGACCAGCUUUCAUCUCAGAUUGUCGAAAUGGAGGCAAAGUCUACCAAACUCAAAGAGAACGCCGAUAAACUUGCACUGGAGCUGCAAAGCAAAGACAAUCAAAUGCUGGAACUCAAUCGUCAGCUUGAAGCCAAACCCGAAGAGAUAGAUUUGCUCUGGAACGAAGAUCAGCUGAAGAUAAACCUGUUUAAGAACGUCACUCAACUCUCUGGUCCGGUUCAACUUUUGACCAACCAGUUGGAGGACAAAGAGCGAGUGCUGUGCUCUCUGAGGGAGGAAGCCGACAAUACCGCCAACCAACUUCAGCAAUCACUGAUGGACUCCCAAACAGAGCUUCAACAGAUGGAGGUCUUUGAAAGCGAGAAGAGCCAUAUGAAAGAACAGCUUCUAGAGAUGGAGGGGCUUGUCAUGGCUUUAGAACAAGAGAUGGCCAAUCUCCACAGGUUUGUGGUUCUCUAGCUGGUAGAUGACCGUCGAAACAGACCAAGACUAACCAUUGCUGCAUUGAUCCAAUCGCCGUUUCUCCCGUAUGGAUGCCAAGAGUUGACUGUUCACUACUUCCAUGUUUGUCCAAGAAUGUUUGCCUGUAUGUUUCACACAAUGAGAUUUCAUUAACCGUAGACAUGCGCUUUGAUUUUUCAGGCCUCAUGCUGCAUCUCACUAACUGAAUGAUAUUAUUGUCACUGACAUGCAUGCAAUCUCACUAUUAAUAACAGUUACUGUAUGUAUUCUGAUUGAAAGUGUCCUUGCAUCCUUUUAAUUGUAUUAAUAGCAUAACUUUUUUGUGUUUGCUGCCCUAAGCUUUAGCAAA